Molecule: messenger RNA, 666 nt
Organism: Triticum aestivum (bread wheat)
Lineage: Eukaryota; Viridiplantae; Streptophyta; Magnoliopsida; Poales; Poaceae
Product: auxin-responsive protein SAUR21-like
Exons: 1
Coding region: 75-449 (124 amino acids)
Biological process (GO): response to auxin
Source: RefSeq, a predicted model, not a curated record
GAGAGCUAGCAGCAGCAGCAAGCGAACCAACGACUCCUCCGGUUGCUCGUCGGAGCAAGGAAAGGCAACGCAGCAUGUGCAACGUCAUCACGAUCCCGUCGGUCGCCUGGCUGCGCCGCGCCGUGCGUCGGUGGCGGGCCCGCCGCUCCACCUCCGCCCCGGUGUUGGCGGGGCACGUCGCGCUCUGCGCGGAGGGCGUGCGGUUCAUGGUGCGGCUGGCGCACCUGAGCCAUCCGGCGUUCCUUGAGCUGAUCCGGCAGGCGGAAGAGGAGUACGGCUUCCCGUCCGGCGCCUCCGGCCCCGUCGCGCUCCCCUGCGGCGAGGACCGCCUCCGCGACGUCCUCCGCCGCGUCUCUUCCUCGUCCCACUCCGAGGAGCCGCGCCGCUCCUCCUUCUGCCGCCGCCGCGGCGACUCGCGGCCGCUGCUUCAGGGGGUGGCCUUCCCGUGACCGCGCGCGCCGCGGCACCGAACGAUCGGGCGACGGAGCACACCCAUCAGUUUCUGCCGCGCGCAACGGCAGCGACUGGUGACAGGCACGGUCCCUCGGACGGGUACGCACAGCAAGCGCCGAAACUGAUCCGAAGGGCCGGCGUGCUCCUCUGCACUGCACGAUGCCGGCGAUCAGACACGCGCGUACUGGAGCUGGGUAGUAUACUAUGUGAUGG